Molecule: messenger RNA, 5179 nt
Organism: Magallana angulata
Lineage: Eukaryota; Metazoa; Mollusca; Bivalvia; Ostreida; Ostreidae
Product: ras-related protein M-Ras-like
Exons: 5
Coding region: 630-1214 (194 amino acids)
Biological process (GO): signal transduction
Cellular component (GO): plasma membrane
Molecular function (GO): GTP binding; GDP binding; GTPase activity
Source: RefSeq, a predicted model, not a curated record
GUUUAAAGAACGUCAUGGCAGUGCAGGGGGAUCAAAGUACUACAUUGUAAACAGGUAGGCUAGCAGUAAAUCGUUUCGUGAACCAGAAAAUGAUCUCGGGGACUCAGGUAUUGCGAUCAUACCUACACAACUCCACGUGUUGCUGAGAAAUGACGCCAGUGACAUCACAACCCGCGCGGACUUUCAUCAAAUUGUUUUGAUAUGUCACCCCGUUGAGGAUAUUUAUCGAUAUUUUAAUUUUUAUUUUUUGGGAUCUACUAUAUUUUUGUUUGAGUGAGUGAUUUUAAUUGAGGAACAUGAUUGUGUUUGAUUCUAAUCACUGAGUAAACGUAAAGCAUAUUGAAACUACAGAUCUCGGACAACAUACAGGUAAACGGAAAUACGACAGUGCGAAUUUUCUCGGAAUAUUUAACGUUUAAUGCACAGUUAAAAAGGAAAUUGUUGUUUCAGGGAAAACUGUGAUACACCUGUGAAAGAAAAAUAUAUCUGCGGAAAAUAUUUUUUUCUUGGAAGGUUUAAGGAACAUAUUGACCACAACAACCUACAGGCGCCUGUUUUAUAUGACAUAAACUUCCCUCUUAAUUAUUAAGAAAGAACCCAGAAUCCAGAAGGAAGAUUUAAUUGACAGAAUGUCGAAGUCUCACAACGAAAUCACGUACAAGCUGGUGGUGGUUGGGGAUGGAGGUGUGGGAAAGUCGGCCCUGACUAUCCAGUUUUUUCAGAAACUUUUCGUCGAAGACUACGACCCAACAAUAGAAGAUUCCUACAUUCAACACACGAACAUCGACGGACGACCAUGUGUUUUGGAUGUACUGGACACGGCGGGUCAGGAGGAGUUCAGCGCGAUGAGGGAGCAGUAUAUGAGGAAGGGGGACGGGUUCCUGCUCGUGUUCUCCGUCACUGACCUCCACAGCUUCCAGAACAUACAGAACUUCCACACACAGAUCCUGAGGGUCAAGGACAGAGAUACCUACCCUAUGAUACUGGUCGCCAACAAAGUGGACCUCGUCCAGCAGCGCAAGGUCACAGAGGACGAUGGCCGCACCCUGGCCACAAGGUUAAAUAUUCCGUACAUAGAGACGAGUGCCAAGGAUCCUCCAAUCAAUGUGGAUCUUGCAUUUCAUGAAGUGGUGCGGGUCAUCAGGCAGCAACCGUUUGACCCCAAACAGCAUCGACGGAGGAAAGCAAAGAAAAAGUUGUGCACCAUUCUGUGAGGAAGACAACAACACAGCAUUGAAACACUUGUGUGUCAUAUUAAGUCCCCAUAAAAAGGAGCCAUUCCUGAGCUGAAUCAUCUCUGUAGAGAGGAAUCUUCUGUACUUUGUUAUUGGUGGAGUCGUCGAAUUAUCAGUGUUAAAUGGCAUUGGUUAUUUGAAGAACAUUUUUGUAUGAUAAAUUUUUUUUUUAUAGAGUCUUAGAUUUUCAAUGUUAAAUAACAGAAACUAAUGGGAGUUAACUUUUGGUUUGGUAAUUAUUUGAUUAUUUUGGAGAGAAAAAGAAAAAAGAAAAAGAAAGUCUCCUGAUUUUAAGUGUCAAAUGGCAUUGGUUUGUUGUGACACUUUUUGUACAUUUUUUAAGGAAAACUUUUGCUUUUUUUUUUCAAUUAAAAAAAAAAGAGGAGAAAUUUGAUCUAUAUGUACAAAAAAUGUUAUCGCUGACAAGUGAUGCUUGGUGUGAUUGUCUUGAUUCCGUUCUACCUCUAGUCAGUCUCGAUUCAGUUGUGGUGACGAAUAUUCUUGUUUUAACCUAACUAGGCGGCAUGUUUUGUAAAUUGUCUGAUAUUUACUUUACCCAGCGGGAAAGUGGGUGAUAUAGAAAUAUAAACUAUGUUGUUCAUUGAUAUACCUGCAUGUAAAAACUAACCCACCCUGGUUUCUUUAGAUUAAAUGAAUACAAUGAAUACUCCUUGUGACAAUAAUUCACAAGUAAAACUUCUUGCUGCUAUUUUCAAUGUUCAGGUGUACCGGUAAAUGAAGAUGAGCCAUCAAUUCUUUCUCAGACAAAAUUAGUAUUUAUGAGAGAUUCUUUAUUCAUUUUUUUUUGCCCUCAAGAUCCACAUAGAGGAGUUAGAUUUAGUUAUUUUUUAGUUUUGUAUUGAAAUCCUUUUCCUUCUAAAUUUCUUAUCAUAUUCAUAGUUGCCAGAGUUAUCUGUCUUAGAGGAGUAUUCUGCCGUUGAAUUUGCUUUUCAUGUUGAGGUUUUAUACAUUCCAUACUCUUCAUUCCUUACAAAUAUGAUCUCCUGAGAGUUUUGUUUUCAUGUUGGGAAUGUAUGUUGAAGCUGUUGUUUCCCUUGUCACAUGUAAUUACCAAUUCUCGAUGAAUAUAUUAUGUGUAAUAAGAUGUAGAAAGUUUUUUUCAAUGGCAUAUUUUGAAACUAUAUUAUGAAUCAAAACUGCUUCACAAACCAUGAUUUUUUUUUUACAACCAUUGUGUACAUUUUUACGUUUGAAAUGUGUAGUCUUAAAAAUUUCAACCAUUGUGAGAAUACUGUAGAUCCAUGUCAUUGGAUCCAAAUCACAUUAUGUUUCUAUAUACACUUACAGAUUAUUUAGGACUCCAUUCAAAUGACAAUGUGGUUUUCACUGCUUCAUUUAAUUAUUUAUCUGAAAACCAUGCAGUCAUAUAUGUUAGGGGAUAAGUACAUGUAUUAAAAACUUCACAAUUAGAAUGUUGAUGUGGGAGUGAAAAAAAAGGUUAUUGUGCAUACAUGUAUACAUGUAGUUAUAUAUCCUGUAUGUGAUAUCAACUAUUUACAAUCAGUGUUAUUCUAUAGGGCAAGUAUACUGAAGCUCAGUAAGGUUGUAGUUAAUAGUACUGCUUUGACUUAAGGAGGUUGGAUGGUCAAAUUUAACUAUCAGAUCUGCCAAAAAAGUUUAAGAUGUGUUUUAUUUAGCUAUGAACUAUUAUUUAGUAAAAAAAAAAAUCCAAAUAUUUUAACUUUUUAGAUUAUAGGUAUUUUGCAACAUUUUUAACAUUGCAACAUUUUUACCUACCCUGUAGAGCUCUUCUUCUUAAGGAGAUCAAUACAGUCAAAAAAUGGCCACGUCCAUCAAGCCCUCUUAAUAAAGUAUUGAUUUAAUUGCAUUGAGUUUAAUAAUGCAGUAUGAAAAUAAGAUUUUCUUCAUUUGGGAAAAUGAUAUUUUACCAAGUUUUUAUAAUUUAUAUGAGAAUGCUCAAACUGACAGAACAAAUUUUAUUGUUUUGAAAGAAAUUUGAUAUGACCAAUUUAAUAUAGGUAAUGUUUUCAUUUUACUACUGCUGUUUCAAAUUAAGGAACAAAUGUUAUGGACCAUUGUCAAGUUUCCAUUCCAUACUGAGUAUCGGUCCACCUUUUCGUAUAUUGAUGCAUGCAUUCCUUACUUUUUGUUUGUAGACUAAUCGUGUGUGUUUGAACAAAUGUAUAUUGUAUGUGAUAUUAAAUCCACUCGUUAUUUAUUGCAAAAAUAUUAAUUGUUGAAUAGAAAAUGUAGAAUAUUUAGUUUAUAUUUGGUUAAAAACAUUUAUUUACAAAGUUAAGUAACAAUUGAAAUUUGUUUUUAUUAGAGCUCUAAUAAAAUUCCCUGUGGCGUGGUUAAGUUUUUCUUCUAAUAGAGGGAAAUCUUGAAAAAAAAGAUAAUUUUUUUGAUACUUUUAUAAGUAUUUUCAGAUUCUGUCAAUUUUUUUGAAAAGAUAUAAUUGUACAACAAAAGUAUUUUCUGUUUGUUUUACACUAUAUUGUGUGGACCCAAGUGUGUUUUAAUUAUUUUAUUUGUUGCUUAUAUGUGAUCAUUGAAUCUUUUGGUACAGCAAAAUUACGGUAAGCUGGGAACCUCGUAAGAAAGCUUUUUACGUGAUUGUAUUUAUGUUUCAAUUUUUGAUUUAAAAGUUAGGGUUAUAUUUAUAUGUUUAUAAAUUUUUGAACAAAUUUAAAACAUGAAACCUAUAGGUUGUAUUAUAUAUGUGUGUGUGUCAAGUUUACAUGCUCAGAGAAUGAGCAAUAUUUUUUCAUUAAUUGUGCCAUUAUAUUACAUAGGUUGUUUGCUGUUUACACAUAAUACACAAAAUACACCCCCUCCCCCCAAUCCAUCAAAGGUUGUAUGAAUUGUAUCUUUGAAGAACGUCAUAUUGGAGAACUUACAAAUUCUCCGGUUCAGUGGUUGUACACACAUUUUUUCAAGUCGUAUACACUUACGGUGAUUUUUUAUGAACGGCAUUUCUAUUUUUAGACAUUAUUUUCUAUGACUUUGACAAAUCCACUUAAUUAAACCCUGGCAUUACUGUCAUGAACAUGUGUAUAAGUAAAUACGUAGGUAAACUUGAUGAUUGUAAGGAGAAAAUUAAAGCAGCUAGCAUUUACAAUGACCUUGUUUUUCAUAAGUUAACUAUUAAAAUAAGCAGAUCAUUAAAGCUAUUUCUUUCAGCAUAAUUUUUUUAGGCCUAUAUAGAAGGUAUAAUGGUCUCACUUCUGUAGAAACUAAGCAGCUUCUAUUUAAUUAUACAGCAAUCAUAAUAUUUGAGUCAUUUUUUCUAGGUGUUUCCAAAUGUUUUCUUUUUUAAUUAUUCACAAUUUUUUUCAAGGUGUAAGGAUUUUAACACAUUUUUUUGGUAAAUGUUUGAUGUCUGUGAUCCAUCAUUGAAAUCCUGAUGGAAUGAUAAAUUUUACCAAAGAGGGGAAAACCAAUUAAAGACAAGAUACUGAAAGUCUUAUAGGAUAAGAAAUACUUCAUUUACAAUGAUCAUUCAUCGUUACAGUGUAUUGUUACCAUGUUAAAUUAUCUGCUGUUUAACCAUUUUGCUUUUUUAUUGAAUCAGAAAGAAAACGACGUAAAUUUGAAGUCAUUUAUUUUUUUGUUUGAUAGAAAUUUAUAAAGAAAUAAUGUGUAGGAUAUAUGUAUAUAUCGCUAUUUUUCUGUUGCAAGCGAUGUUAAAAGUAUUUACAUGUUGUUUUGUAACUCCAUUUUAUAUACAUGAAGUUGUAUUCAUGUGAGGUGGUGAAAAGUGGAAGCUGUUGCUACUACAAAUCCAUUUUUAAGUCGAUUUCAAGUCGAUUAGUUGCUCGGCUUUCUUCGUAAAUUCCGGAAAAAAGCGGAAACAGUCAAGCGUCUGGUUGAACCAGCGUACCGGCUGACAUUUUUGUAUUUUUUCAAUGUUAAUGGUUUAAUUGAUUAAAAUAAUUAUUGAAUAAAUAUGAUUUUGUCAA